This is a messenger RNA of Oldenlandia corymbosa var. corymbosa, 937 nucleotides long. NCBI's taxonomy places the organism in Eukaryota, Viridiplantae, Streptophyta, Magnoliopsida, Gentianales, Rubiaceae. The record is from the annotation of a GenBank genome assembly.
AAUUAACGAAGUGAUAGUUAUAAAUUAGAUUUGGAUUAGAAUUCCUCCUCCACCCAACCACAUUCUAUAUAUACGGGAGAAGGGGUAUUCCAAUUUUCCAAUUUCCGAGGAAACAAUAACUUUAAAUCGAACCCCAGGAGGAGUUGUGGUUGAUCAGUGUACAGCAGCAAAUUUAAUGGCGAGAAAAGCGUGGAUGAUGGUGCUGCUGACUUUGGUUCUCAUCCUAGUUUGGCCGCCUUCGGUAACAAGUAGUAGUAGUAGUAGUAAUUCGCACAUUCAACGAACUUCCACCAAUCAGGGGGAGGCUGGUGAAGCAGGGUUGUCUCCCUUGCUCUAUCAAUUGUUUACGAUCCGGCUAUCCGACAGCGACGUUGCCGGAAUCAGGGACUGGCUCUGCCGGAUUGAUGCUAAUUCCAGCAAUAAAUACCUAAGGCGCCAUCGUUAUGCCCCAAGGAAAUGCUUAAAGCACCAUCCUUGUCCGCCCGCCGCCGCGGCCAACAGCACCGCCAGCAACACCGCCUUCGUGGAGACUUGUGUGGCGGCGCUCUUCGAUACACCAUCAUAUUUGUGGUUGGACCGGAUGAAGAGGAAGCACCUGGAUUGCCAUCAUUACUUUAUGAGCCUCAGCAAGAUGAUCAAGCUUUACAGGAACAGAGGCAUGUGUAUGGCUCGGGGUGAUUUUCAGCUGGAAUCCUACCUUCGAGCCUUGCAAAAGGUUCCCUUGCAAAACCAACUCGCGCUCUGCCCGCUGCAUUCAGCUACUCUUUUUCUACGUUACUACUACCUUCCCUGUCCCGACGACCUGCCCAGGUCUCCUCAUCCGCUGCCCGUAUCACACCUUGAUUCCGAGUUUUUUCAUUAUUAAAUUUUACUACUAUUUAUUUAGUUAUUUAUUUAUUAUGUAGGAAUUUUUUUAUACAUACCAGCAGGAAACCCC